This is a messenger RNA of Symbiodinium natans, 10455 nucleotides long. Lineage: Eukaryota; Dinophyceae; Suessiales; Symbiodiniaceae. The record is from the annotation of a GenBank genome assembly.
AUGGCGUUCUGCGCAGAAUGCCUGGAAGGGGCUCGGGCAAAGAUCCAGGAGCUCCUGGUGGCAGUUGGGCUUUCCGGCAUCGCGCAGGCGACGCACCAUGACUUGCUCGAGCUGGUUACGGAGCUGGAAAGCAUCCAGGAGAGCCGGGUGUCAGUCGACCAGGUUCUCCUUGCAGACCUCAUACGCAAGUACGACUCCCAGAUGCCAAGCCGACCCCAUCACAGACUACACGAGCACGUGCCUCUUGACCUACCCGUGGAGAACCGCGAGUACAAGAUGCUGCCGCUCCCGAGCGAGACCCUGCGGCCCAUCCUGGAAGGAACCACGGCCUCGGAGCUGCUGGGCCACUUGAGGGACGAGUUCGAUGUUCCGCUGCAUCCCCACUUCGUCCUGCGGAUCCUGGAGCUGUCCAUUGACCUUUACCAGAAGCGGGACCAGGCCUAUGGUCCCGUCAUGAAGCUCCAGGUCCCUGGUCUCCAGGUCCCUGGUGCUUCGGCCGCUCUGCACGUGAACGUCACUGAAAGCGGCAGCCCGGGUCCAUCCAGGAUUGUGGUUCUGGGCGACACGCAUGGGCAGCUGGCAGACGUACUUUGGGCCGUCUCAGAGCUUGGCAUCCCGAGUGAGAAGAACGUGUAUGUAGUCAACGGUGACAUUGCAGAUCGCUGCGACUGGUCGACGGAGAUCUUCAUGUUAUUCCUGACGAUCAUGUUGCAAUAUCCAAAUGAUCCGGUGGUUGUCAUCAAUCGCGGCAACCAUGAAUGUAUGACCAUCAAUGGCUCGCGAUGCGGCGGGUUUCAGUACGAGUUGCUGGAGAAGUACGGCGCCACUUGGGGCCCCUAUCUGCACGCGUUGUUCGGCCAACUUUUUUCCAUCCUCCCCGUAGGAACCCUGGUCAAUGACGCGGUUCUCAUCAUCCAUGGGGGAGUGGGACGAGAUCCGGAGAACCAGCUGACAAGGCUACGCGACCUGGACCCGACCUUGCGUGAGGCCUCCAUCAACCCAUGGGGUCUGGAGGGCGAUGUGGCCAUGGAUUCCCUGGUGGAUGCCUUGUGGUCCGAUCCCAGUGAUGUGCCGGGCAGCCGUGCCAAUGCGCGGGGAACCGGACACAUUUGGGGCCCUGACUACACGAACAGGUUCUGCCAAAGCAACGAUGUGAAACUGGUGGUUCGAUCCCAUCAAGUUCCACUGGACCAGAGUGGUGUGUACGUACACAAGGCCCACAAAGAGCAGGUGAUCACGGUCUUCAGUGCUUCCAACUACAGGGGCCGAAAGAACCGGGCGGGUGCGGUGAUCCUGCAGCCCGGAGCGAGCCCAGACCUCCUGGAGGCUUUGUGCCACAAUCUGGGCCAGUGCCCGUCCUGGCGGGUGCUUUCGAAGUCGGCAAACUUGAGGCGACCCCGCACGAGGCUGCAGAGCGACACUGUUGAUCAUGAGCUCAUCGCGGAGCUGCUCCAGCACGCGAUGGGCCUGCUGGCAGAAUGGCGUGUCCCGCUCUGGGAGGCUUGCACACGUGAAGAUCCGAAGCUGACAGGGGUGAUUCCUUUGUACUCUUGGCGGCGGAUCUGCCGAAGCACGACCAAGAUCUACAUCGACUGGGUGCUUGUGGCCCGCCUUGUGGGUGGGGCCAGCCAGAACAACUUGCGGUACAUGGAGACCCUGAACCGCUUUGGCUUCGAGAUUGCCUCGCAGGUCGUGGAAAGCCGGCUCGCCAGUUCGGUCUUGGCCUCUAUCUACCUGACGAUGAUGCGUGCAGACGAGUCGCUGCAGCAUCUCAUGGGCAGCCUCUGUCAGGCGGGCCAGCGGGCUGCGCCGGCAAGAGAACUAUUGGAUGGUCUCUGUGAAAUCCUGCGUCGAAAUGACGUGACCGGUGCGGCACUCGAGCUGCAGGGUGGACAUGAGUUGCAAGGCUCCGCCGACCGUUUGCCGACAGGACCUGAGAUGGCUGCCGUGCUGCGCAGCAUGGAAGCUCACAUUGGCAGUCGACGGACAUCCUUAAUCGAUGUUGCUGACUUUCUAUCUGCUUGGCGAUGCGCAGCAGGCGUCUCUGCGGAGCUGACACGUGAACAGUCGGAGCUUUCGACGAAGAUCUCGCGGCUCCUGGGCCAUGACAAGCGCUGCCGCAAGAGGAUCAGUAGUUUGGCUCCGGCUUCGUCCACAACCCUGAUGGACUUCUUCACCCUGGCAGAUACCAAUGGUGACGGAUUCAUGUCCAUCGAGGAAGGCUUCGAAGCGCUGAUGAAGCACAUGAAGCAGACGACGGGGCGGGAGGCCACGGCGGCAGAAGCUGCGGAACUGCGAGGAGUGCUGCAGGUCGCCGAUACGACAGGAACAGGCAAAUUGAACUACUUGGAGUUCUUGCUCCUGUUUGACCGACAGUCGCCCCGCUCGCUGACACACCAAGCUGUUCUUGAUCUUCUGUGCUUCCAGGUCUGGGCACACCGCAACGCCCUGUCGGGACUCUUCCGAUACAUUGGCCGCAAUGGCCUCAUCACUCGAGACCAGGUGAAGUGGAGUCUGGAAGCACUGAACUCCUCAAUCAACGGAGAACUGUUGCAGGCCAACAUCGAGCAGAUAGUGAAAGCAGUCAAGUUCAAAGAUGACUUGGUUGCUGGGGAGGAACUUCUCAACGUCUACAUACCUCAAGGCUUCCUGUGGCAUCGGCUCUUUGCGGGUACGUCGCACUCCUGUGGGAUCAUCGAUACCGGCGAGACCCUGUGCUGGGGUCGAGUCCGAGAAGGGCAGUGCGAUGUGCCACGUGGAUACAGCUUCGUGGAGCUUACCCUUGGCGAGGCAUUUACCUGCGGCCUCACGGUGAAUUCCGAGCUCCUCUGCUGGGGGUCCAGCCUCGACUUCGAGCUGGACGUGCCGCCGGGCAACACGUGGCUGCAAGCGGAUGCUGGAACCGUGCACACAUGCGCAGUGAACGCUACCGGAAAGAUGCAUUGCUGGGGCAAGCAAGGCUAUGGGAGGCAGGCGAUUCCGUACCAGGAAGAUGACAACGUGCUUUGGGAGGAGGUGGCAUGCGGUGAUAGACAUUGCUGCGGCAUUGUCGCCCAGACUUCGUUACAAGCCUUAAGCUUGCGUCAAGAGGACAAUGUCAUCUGUUGGGGUGAUGACUCAGAGCUGCAGCUGCAGGUGCCGGGGAAGGACCAGGGCCGAAGCGGCGUGCAGGAGACCUUCAGCUCCAUCUCAGCUGGCAACUUCCACACCUGUGGUCUAACGCUGGGCUUGGAGGUGUGGUGCUGGGGCCGCGUCAGCCUGUAUCGCUUGGACUUCAGGACGCCCGGAAACGCCACGGCAUUGAGUUGCGGUGGCAUCCAUGCCUGUAUACUGGAUAUAGACCAGAAGGCAAGGUGCUGGGGCAGCGACAACGUUGGACAGUCAGGUGUGCCCCUGGACGCUGCCACCUACCCGCCUUCGAUCUUGGACUACUCGAACGAUCCGCUGGACAUCAAUGGAGAGGAUCCCUCCAUGCGCAUCUACGAAUACAUUCCCGGCUAUUCCACGCCCCUGAGGACGAAGCAGCACAUUAACAUGGCAAUCUUCUUUGCGGAGUUUGCCCUGGCCGGCUCGCCAAUGUUGACGUUCACGCACAUCGACGGUUCGCCGGACCCAUACUCUCCCCAUGUGAUCGAGUUCCCGGCCUCUUGGAAUGCGCCUGUCAUCAAUCAGCUGAACAUCUCAGCCUUUGACUUGUCACAUUGGUAUGACCUGCGCUUGGGGCCAUCUCCCGCCAUUCGCAACAUCACGUCGACGUAUGUCAACGGAACGACCCAACACCAGUUGGUGGAUGGUGGCGCAUACUCUGUUGUGCUCUCGUACCAGGAUUCGUUCGGCCAUCCAGCAGCAAUACAUUGGCUGCAAAGGUAUGAGGUGUCCUACGACUUGCAGACCCUUCCGCCGACGCUGCUAGCACCAGCGCCAGGCUUCACGAAGCAGGCGCUACAGGUGUCGUUCACCCUCUUGGAGGACAUGUUCCCAGAGUCAGUGUGGCUGACCAUGACCUUCGUGGGGACCUUCCCGGGCUUCGGCCAACAAGUGCAGGACGCCGACUCCCCCUAUGAGAUCCAGCUAGCUGAGGAGCUCACUCUUCGGGGGACCUACACUUUCGACCUGAACUUGGGCGAGCUGAAUGCAGACUUGGCUGGAAGGAAGUCACCGUACGUGCGCCGUGUUCUCACUGCCAGUGGCAUCGGAGGACCUGGCACACGCCUAACCACUGGAGGCCGCUACAAUAUAACCUUACGGGUUGCUGACCGCUACAACAACGCGCCGAUGUUUGACCAAGUCUCCGACGUUGAUUUCGUUUGGGACGUUGCAACGGAAGUGACGCAAGUUGCCGAACCUACGACUGUGCUAAACAGCCCCCUUGUCAUCGAGUAUACCUUGACAGAACGUGCACAGCCAGGCUCACUGCGUUUUGACCUCAUCUGGCUACGGAGCUUGCCUCCAGUUCCUGGCAUGCCCAGCCCGAAGGAAGACCUUCAAAGUCCGCAUAGCUUCGUGGUCUACCCCGCAAAGGAGCAGUCGGUUCUUGACGGGACGGCUUUGAACGUCCUCAGGUUGAGUCCUUCCAACCUGUUUCGUGACAUCAACAAUGAGGCUCUGGCUCACCCGGACAUCAGAAGAUUCGAAUCUACAGGAACCCCCGUCUAUUCCAGCCUGCAGCCGCUCUCAGAGUACCUCUUGUCCAUCUCGUACCAGGACCUCUUCGAGAACCCGAGGACAUACCUCAACCGCACGCUGCAGACGAACUUUACCGUGCCGGGCACGCCACAACCGCCGACUCUCAAGAGCAGGACGACGAGUUCCUUGGAAGUUGCCUGGGUUCGCGGCUUCACAGGCGGCUUGCGUAUCACGACCUUUGACCUGCAGCUUCAGAUGGCUCCGGGCCCACCGACGCCCUGGUGGAACGGCAUGGGGCUUGGAAUGGUGGCUUGCUCCACUCAGACAAUCACGGCGCCGCCGGGUCUUGUGGCCGAUGCAACAUGGCCCCGGUCGCCGGUCCCUCUGCAAACGACGCCCAUCUCUUCUGUCUCCGUGCCCUGCGCUCCACCGUCCGACCCGCCGCCGGAGAUCGCAGGCUCGGAGCCUCGUGCGGCCCCGGGCUGGGAUCCCAGCUCAGGAGGUUUUGGCAGUGAAGAGGAGAGGGAGCCAUCCGCGCCUCCGCGCCCCCCAGGCAUCCUGCUGCCCAUGUCCGAGGAGGAGAAGCAGCGCAUCUUGGCGAAAAGCAAGAAGGGUAGAAGGGCGCACAUGGACUGGACCCUGUGCCGCGCUGUGGGGGUUGAUCUUUUCCGGGUGGCCGUAUAUUGGCUAACAGAAUACAAGAACGGCACUUGUGAGAAGGGCGUGGCUAAGAAGGAUCAAGUCAUAGGACAGUGCCAGCGAGAUAAGGAGGCCUGCUUCAGAGAUCUAGGUGCAGCUGAGACUCGACGUGAUUGUCAGCACUUGCUGGCCAUCGUGGCUGGUUUUCUUGGUGGUUUGAUCUGCGGCGCCUUUUUGAACAACAGGCUGGAGAUGUCAAUGUCGACCCCGAACCCUCCGCAGUGGCUGCAGCAAGACGGCGCGCUCGUGCGCUUCCGGGAUGAUCCAGAUCUUUUGCACUUUCGCGAAGUCGUCAAGUGCACAGAGGGAAACCACUGUUUCGUCCUGACUCCCGAUCGGGACUUGAACGAGGUGGACCUCGAGGAGGGUAACAUGUUCGUGGAAGUGAAGAGGAUGCAGCCAGGCCGACUGCCGAGAGGCAUCCGUGAUGCCGACACUUACCUGCCCCGACACAGCGGUGGAGGAGAGUUCACUGCUGAAGAGCUCAGACACUACGCCCAGGUCGCUGAGAAGCUCAGUAAGGGCGGCGGUGCACAUGUUCGACGUGUGGGCAAGGUAGGGACAGGAGGACUGGAUGUGCUACCUGGCGGCGCGCAGCAGCCGGCAGCCCAGCCACUCAGCGAGCUUGCCUGGAUGCAGGUCUUUGGGGGCUCUCCUGGCUCUUUGGGAGCUGAGGUCUUUCCGCCCCCCGACAGUGCAAUCGUGAACGCUGGGAGUGACAAGUACACGAUCUUCGUUGAUGGCUUGCAGGGAGGCCAGGUGGUGCUGGCGAGACAAGUGUCGCGAGCUGGUCUUGAGGCCGCAAAGAGGCUCUUGUCGCCUCCUGACAACAAAGGAUCUGAGAGGGAUGUGCGGGUGCUGCCCGUGCUUUUCGACUCUGCAGAAGAGCGGUGGCGCACUGUGGCAGAAGCGGUGCCGGAAAGCGAGGAGGUGGACUAUGAGGACUUCCCUCUGGCUGGGCCCCGCACCGUGAUGCGAGACAUGCGUCAGUUGAGGCGGGCCGGACAGGACUUCCUGCAGCACCACGAGAGCUGGAUCAAGAAGUCGGGCGUGCGAUCAACGGACAGGUCAGUGCAUGAGCAUUCUAGUUUGUGCAGGGCUUUGCAUCUCAUGAUCUGCUACGACCAGUUGAAUGCCCCCGCCCUCGCAGCUGCAGAGGCGUUAAGCAGGCGCCGGGCACUCAUUGAGUUCGCCCACCAUGGGCGCCCCGAGGCGCCCAGCUAUGAGGGUGCUGAGGACCUGCUUGGUGUGCGGGAGGCCAGCGACGGCGCCAUGAUCGACCCUGCUCUCACCUCUUUUGCCGCGAAGAAGGCAGCCAGCAAGGCCGAGGUCCUCAAGCAACAGCGCUUGGCUGCCGAAGAGAAGCGUCAUCGGCGCAACCAGGCUGCUGUGACAGAGGACGAGGCCACUGUGCGAAGUCUCAAUCAGAUGGCCGGUUUUGUAGAUGAGAAGUCUUGGCCUGUUGAGGACAUGAGUGACCAAGAAGCGCUUCGGCAGCUUCUGGCAAGAAGGGCUGGUUAUGGAGACAGCCCAGGGGCACUGGCUAGUUUGGUCCUAGAGCGUUUAUCUCUUCCCCGAGGGCAGAGUGAACCAGUAAGCCUUCUAGACGUGUUGCCGGAAGAUGAGGUUCGCAGGGUCCAAAACUUUGAAGACGACAUGAUGCUCUCACCAGAAGAAAGGGCUGCAGUGCUUGAGCAAGGCCUUGAGGGAGAGUGUCACAUCGACCCAGUCUUGCUGCAUGAUACAUGGCUGUAUCAUCGGUUCAUUGCCGAGCUCUAUAGCUGCAACCUUAUACACUUUACCGUCAAACCUCGUGUGCAGAUUGGUGCAUUCGUUGUUACAAAGAAAAACAACAAGCAACGACUCAUCAUUGACGCCAGAAGAACAAAUCGUUUGUUUCGUACCCCUCCCUGCACGCUCCUCGGGUCCGCAGAAACCUGGUCGAGGCUGGAGGAGCUGGCAGAGCUGAUCGACCUGAGCGCGGCGCCCAUUUAUCCGUGCAUGGCCGUGUUACCCAUGGGCUUCAGCUGGGCUUUCCACUUGGCACAUAAGGCACACGUACAUAUUGCUUCCUCGGCUUUGCCUCACGUGAACCUUAUGCAAGAUCGUACACCGAUCCCAAAGCUGGGUGCCAAGGGAGAGUCCAACACCACGGCAAUGUUGAUUUAUGCAGACAACAAUAAUCAUGUGGGUACAGAUUUGGACAAGGUCGCUGCCGACCAGGACGCUGUCAUGGGUGCCCUACACCAGCGAGGCUUGGACACUCAUGACGUGACGGAAGCUGCUAGCCUUGCAGAAAGUCUUGGGGUCAGAAUAGAUGGGAUGGCCGGACAUGUGCUACCUACACCAAAGAGAGAUUGGAGACUGGACAGAGCUUUGUCGGCGAUAUGUAGAGGAGUAAAGCUUUCCGGUCAGGAGCUACAAGUGGUGAUUGGGCACGUCACAGUCCGCUCCUUAUUGCACCGGGGUUUGAUGGGCAUCAUCCGCUACGCGUAUGCCUUCAUAGAGAAGAACUACACUCGCCGUACCCGAGUUUGGGGUAGUGUACUUCAGGAGCUUUACCAUUUUCGACACUUGAUGGUCUUGGGCUUCGGAAAUUUCAAGCAGGCGCUCGACACGAGCAUGGUCUUCGAGGAUCCCUUGACUGUCAAGCCCGAAGUUGACGGAGAAGUCAUGGGUCAUGUUGAGGUUGAUCCCCGCUUUCCCGAUGUCGAGCCAUCUGUCAUGAGUCAGGAGAAGUGGCGGCGAGUGUGGUGCUGUCCGGUACACCAUCGGGAGCCAGUUCACCUGAUAGAGGCGCGAAGCAUCUUAGGAGCAGUGAAGCACAUCGCUCGGGACAGUCGCCGACAUGGGCAACGUUUUGUCAUUUUGAAUGAUAACAUGUCCGUGGUCCUUGCGUUGCAGAAGGGGAGAUGCAGCUCUUUCAGUCUGUUGCGGCUCAUCAGAAGGAAGGUGGAGGUCUUCACCCGAGACGAGGCGAAGGCUGCAAACCGCCGCAUGCAGUCGUCCGGUCAGCUCCCCGAGAGGGACGUGCUGCAGAAAGAGAGAAGUUCGUCACCUCUGAGAUCGGGGAAGCCGAGCCGGGCGGACCUGAGGAGCCUCUUGGCAAGCCACAAGAGGCGGCAGCAAAGGGGCAUCCAGCGCAAGAAGAAGUACGAGGCUCGUUUGCGGGCGACCAGGGGGGAGCGUGGACUCCUGGAGCAGAGCAGCGUGCGAGAGCCGCAAAGGAAGGACUACUUGAGCAAGUUGGAGGGCUUCUACAGCUUCGUCGUCCAGUACGACCUCGCUCUGUCCAACGAAAAGGAGCUGGACGAAGCCUUGUGCGACUACGGGGACAUCCUGUUCCUAGACGGCUACGGCAGCAACUUCGGCGAGAAGCUGAUGGCGGCGGUCGAGUUCGAGCGCCCCGAGUUCGCCAGGAGCCGUGGCUUGGUUUCGCAGGAGUUUGAAGGGCUGGAGGAAGCUGGCCCCUGUGCAGACAAGAAUGCCCAUGCUGGAGUUCUUGAAAGGUGCGAUCAGCGGGGUGAUGCUGAAGAUGGGGCAAAGGAUGUCCUGAUGCCAAACCACGAGUUCGACAAGGCGGUAAUCGUUUUGGGGCCACUCGAGCGGGGGGAGUCGUCGAAGGCCGGGAUCUACGACGAGGUUCUCAUCCUCGACGAUGUUCGAGCCCCUUUCCUGCCUUCACUCCUACAUGCACAGGCGUGCAAACAGAGGAUGGAGAAAGGUGCGGAGGCGCCUUUGUGGGACUUUACGGCCAAAGCCUACCUCAAGACUUGGAGGGAGUGUGUCGUGGCAUUGGGCAUUCAGCAGCUUGCUACCAGCCCAUACCAGAACCGGCAUGGGGGAGCGAGCAGAGACCACUUGCAGCGACUGAGGAGCAUCGAGGAGAUUCGACGGAGGGGCAGAUGGGCAUCGGAGACCAGCGCCAGGAUCUACGACAAGCCUGGAAGGAUGCAGCAGCUGAUAUCCCAACACGAGGGCAAGUUCCGGGAUUUUGGGGAGAAUAUUCGUGUAAAUUUCGAACGCUUGUACCACAGUGGCAAUGUUGUGCUACCGCGGAGCAUCAAGGUGUUUUCAGAGCAGAAUGAUCUGGGGAAGCCAAAAGCUUGGAACGACAUCAUUAGCCAGCGUGCCACGCCUAGUGAGGUCAUGGGAGUAACAGGGUUGAAGCCGCGAGAUGAGAUCAAGGUCAAUGCAGCAAACAAUAUGCUUCAUGGCGCCUGCAAGGACAUGGUCUAUGCAGCAGGACCUCUCGACCGCAUCUACAUCUUGCUGGUCUGCGCGGUGGUGGAGAAGGCAAAAGCCCAAGGCAUCCCGUUGAAGGAUCUCCUGGCUUUGAGCAGCAGCCUCUCGGAGGUCCGCCUGCCCGACGCGGCGCUCAGCGUGGUGCGCCCGCUGCGUGGCAUGGACUGGGGUCACAGAGCGCCCUUUUUAAAAAGCCGUGCUGAAGUUGUGGGCAUCCGCAUGUCGAAGGAGGCCGAGUCGCAGCUUUCCUCGGACUUUAAGCGUGCAGCCCUACUUCUUUGUGAGCAGUGUUCCCGUGGUCGCGGCCCGGUGAUGGACGCAGAGGCGAACCCGAGAGAAGCCAGGGCCGGAUUCCUGCUGGAAGGUGCGACAAGCGCUGCUGCAAAGCAAGUGUUUGAGCUGUUUGAGAAUGUGAUGGUGCUUUCUGUAGAGGAUGUCUUGGGUACUGGCACCGAUGCCGAAGCAGCAGCAGAUGCUGCAUUGAGAGCCACGGCAAGUGUCAAGGAGCAGGUGGUCGUCGGCCAGGAGUCCGGCAGCACUGUUUUUCUGGGUGUCGUGAGCUCGCAGCACUACUUGGUUCGUGUCCGCGCCCGGAAUGCUUUUGGGCCAUCCCCUUGGUCUGAUUGGGCCUUGCUGCGAGUGCUGUCAGCAUGUCCUGAUGGAAAAGCUCAUGACGGGGAGGCCUGCGAUGAUGGCAACACUGUGAAUGGUGACGGCUGCAGCAGCAACUGUGAGGUGGAGAUGGGCUGGAUAUGCGAGGCAGCCACAUCUGGAGACUACGCUGAUGGGUGGGGCCUGGGGAUGUCCAAGUGUCGCGCGGCCGGCAUGGACGGUUUGCGCGUGGGAGAUGAGGAAUGCGACGACUGCAACAAUCAGGCCGGCUAG